Messenger RNA from Sparassis crispa, 1152 nucleotides. RefSeq lists its product as hypothetical. The record is from RefSeq and is a predicted model, not a curated record. Lineage: Eukaryota; Fungi; Basidiomycota; Agaricomycetes; Polyporales; Sparassidaceae. The transcript is spliced from 6 exons. Bases 1 to 1152 code for a protein of 383 amino acids.
AUGCUCAGCGUGUUCCUCAUCUAUCUACUGUCUAACUUAGUUACCUCGACGUCUGCACAUGCAGCGAUCUUCCACCCGAGCAUGUGGGGCUUCAACGUCACGCAACAGACGUUCUCCUACGACAACAGGCCCGUUGCACCGUUGGUGAACUAUACGUUUGAGCAAUGGUGGUUUCACGGCCAUCUCGGCUACCCACCCAAUGCAGGCGAUAUGUUUUCGCUUCCCGCAGGUGCACGCGCGACCGCGGAGAUAGCAUGCGACAAGGGCGCAACUUCGUACUUCGCAUCCGCCCCCGGUGGCGACAUACGUAGUGGCGACGAUCCGUGCCCCGGUUCCCCACCGUCGGCGUACCAUACGACGGGCAUUAACGACCUCAAGGGAUGCGCGCUAGCCAUUGCAUAUGAGAGCGAUGUGAGGAACGUGAAACCGGGGGACUUUGUAGUGUUCAGUGUGAACCAGACGUGCGUGUGGACGCGCUUCACCGAUUUCCAGGUCCCGGCGCGCAUGCCGCCUUGUCCGGAAGGCGGAUGCAUUUGUUCGUUCUUCUGGAUCCACUCGCCUGAUAGUGGGAGUGAACAAAAUUACAUGAACGGCUUCCGGUGCAACAUCACCGGCUCCACAUCCUCCGUCGCGCUCGCUACUUCUCAAGUCGCACGGCGCUGCGGUGCAGACCCUGCAAAUGGCAAGCCCAACGCCGCACCGGGAAACUGCACGUACGGUGCGAAGCAGCCGCUGUAUUGGUUCCAAGCCGAGGACAAUAACAUGUUCGAGGGCACGUAUUCGCCGCCAUUCUAUAACGACCUGUAUAAUCUCGUGGACGGUUCUCAGAAUGACAUUUUCGCAGAUUCAUACCCGGGCGGGAUUCUGCCGCCCAGCGCAAACUCGACUGUCGUGCCCACGCCAUAUUUGGGCAAUGCUGGUGCACCCUCUGCCACCUCGGCGCCGUUUUCCUCAAUUUCGGCAUCCAUCGGGCCCACUGCGCGGGCCUCUGCUACUCCGACAUGCUCUUUACGGCGGGAUGCGUUGUCCUCGAGCAGGAACCAGGGCUUUUUCUGGAUAUGGAGCAGGCGCGAUCAGAGUGUGGGCGGGAACUCGCCGUCUAUGGGGCGACAGCGCAUGUACGACCGACGAAGCUUGUGGUGGCCCUUCUGA